Trichosurus vulpecula (common brushtail) is the source of this 1305-nucleotide messenger RNA. It is a transcript of the gene CDK15, whose product is annotated as cyclin dependent kinase 15. The transcript is spliced from 13 exons. Gene Ontology annotation, molecular function: cyclin binding; cyclin-dependent protein serine/threonine kinase activity; ATP binding. Gene Ontology annotation, cellular component: cytosol; cytoplasm; nucleus. The coding region runs from base 1 to 1305 and encodes 434 amino acids. NCBI's taxonomy places the organism in Eukaryota, Metazoa, Chordata, Mammalia, Diprotodontia, Phalangeridae. Gene Ontology annotation, biological process: protein phosphorylation. The record is from RefSeq and is a predicted model, not a curated record.
AUGGGUCAAGAGCUGUGUUCAAAUGCUCUCCAGCCAGGAUGCAGCUGUUAUCGCUCAGAGGGAAGAGAUGCCCGCAGCUGCCGAAGGAGUCAGCCUGUGGCAGUGGAUUCUGCUUUAGAGCUAACAGACCUAAGAGAAGCAUCAUGCUCCAUGACUUCACUGCACCCCAAGGGAUCACAUGCAUCCCAGGCCCGGAAGUUUAGGAAUAAAAGGCCAAGGAGCAACAGCGAUUCUUUCCAAGAAAAGGACCUUGAACAAGGUUUUCCAUGGAGGAAGAGCCUUCCUUUCGGAGCUGCCUCAUCAUACUUGAAUUUGGAAAAGCUAGGUGAAGGCACUUAUGCCACAGUCUACAAGGGGAUCAGCCGGAUAAAUGGUCAACUUGUGGCUUUAAAAGUCAUCAGCAUGAAUACCGAAGAGGGGGUGCCUUUCACUGCCAUUCGAGAAGCCUCCCUCCUGAAGGGUUUGAAGCAUGCCAAUAUUGUGCUCCUGCAUGACAUUAUCCACACCAAAGAGACCCUGACUUUUGUUUUUGAAUACAUGCAUACUGACCUGGCCCAGUAUAUGUCUGAACAUCCAGGAGGUCUUCAUCCUCACAAUGUCAGGCUCUUCAUGUUUCAACUUUUGCGGGGCCUGGCUUAUAUCCACCAUCAACACAUUCUUCACCGGGAUCUGAAACCUCAGAACUUACUCAUCAGUUAUCUUGGAGAACUCAAAUUAGCUGAUUUUGGUCUUGCUCGGGCUAAGUCCAUCCCCAGUCAGACAUACUCUUCGGAAGUAGUAACACUCUGGUAUCGUCCUCCAGAUGCGUUGCUAGGAGCCACAGAAUAUUCCUCUGAUUUGGAUAUCUGGGGUGCAGGCUGCAUCUUUAUUGAAAUGCUCCAGGGCCAACCUUUAUUUCCUGGAGUUUCUGAUAUCAUUGAACAACUAGAGAAGAUCUGGGCGGUAUUGGGGGUCCCUACUGAAGAUACUUGGCCGGGAGUUUCCAAGCUGCCUAACUAUAAUCCAGAGUGGUUCCUGCUGAGUAAGCCCGAGAGUCUUCAGGUCGUCUGGAACAGGUUAGGCAGGAUUCCAGGAGCUGAAGACCUGGCCUCUCAAAUGCUCAAAGGCUUCCCACGAGAUCGGGUCUCUGCCCAAGAAGCUCUUGCCCAUGAUUAUUUCAGUACCCUACCAGCUGAGCUACACCAGCUUCCAGAUGCGGAGUCUUUGUUUACGGUUCCAGGAGUAAGGCUAAAACCAGAAAUCUGCAACCUCCUGGCCUCCUACCAGAGAAGUCAUCACACAGCUCGAUUUAGCAAGUGCUGGUGA